Oppiella nova is the source of this 1412-nucleotide messenger RNA. Lineage: Eukaryota; Metazoa; Arthropoda; Arachnida; Sarcoptiformes; Oppiidae. The record is from the annotation of a GenBank genome assembly.
CUGAAUGUCUGUGAAAUGUAAACAAAAUGUUGAAUCAAUUUAAACGUAAGAUUUGGUCCCAAAAGACAUGUGUUUUAAAUGCCAUUAAAGGACACCAUUUGAGUACAAAAGCAAAGGAGAGUGGCUUUGGGUUCAAAGAAUCGGUGCAUAUAUUGGACAACAACUAUGCGGUCGACGACUGGACUAAUAUCACACCAAAAGUGGUGUCACUUAUUGGACGCAAUCUAUACCUGAAGAAAGGAAAUCCAUUGUAUUUGUUGUCUGAAGCCAUUCGCCAUUACUUUAAAGAUUACGACUUCUUUGUAUUUGCGGAUCCGGUGGUGGAUUUGAAGUCAAACUUCGACUCAUUAUUGAUACCCAAAGAUCACGUCUCGCGUCAAAAGAGUGAUACAUAUUAUGUGAACAAAGAUUAUGUCCUCCGAUCGCAUACCAGCGCUCAUCAGAACCAUUGCCUCCACAAGAAGUCGACAGCUUUUGUAUGCAUUGCAGACGUCUAUCGGAGGGACGAAAUCGACAGAAGACAUCACUCUGUCUUCCAUCAGUGCGAGGCCUUCAGACUCUACCACAACAACAGCCCUCAGUUAAUCUCCAGAGGUAUUAAUCAUGUGUUUGAGAGCCACAAACUUGUGAGAACUGAUAGCAAACAAGAGAAUCACUGCCAAGAAGUGGUCGAUAUAAUUGAAUCUGAGAUGAAGACCACGAUUGAGGCGUUUGUUCGGAACCUCUUGUGGGAAGACAUCCCAAUGCGUUGGGUUUCCGCUUACUUCCCAUUCACUCAUCCGAGUUGGGAACUGGAGAUCUACCACAACAACGACUGGAUUGAGAUAUUGGGCUCCGGUAUUGUGGAGCAUAAACUGCUUCAGAACGCCGGUAUCAAUGACAACAUCGGUUGGGCAUUAGGUAUAGGUCUGGAGAGACUGGCGAUGAUUCGGUACCAAAUCCCAGACAUCAGACUCUUCUGGACCAACGAUUCGGGCUUUUUAUCUCAGUUUGAAAGCGCCUGCCAUUCGGACAAAAUAGUUUACAAACCGAUAUCAUCGCACCCACAGCUCAUAUUUGACAUAUCGUUUUGGUUACCACAACAGGUGUUCUGGUGUUGCAAUGAUUUCUACGAUUUGGUGCGAAAUAUUGGCGGAGACCUCAUAGAACAGGUCAAAGUGAUCGACGAGUACACCACCAAAGAGGGCAAGAAGUCACACACGUAUCGCAUUGUCUACAGAAGUCACGAACGAAUGCUCAGUAAGGAUGAGGUGAAUGUCGUCCACAAACAGAUUGAACGCUAUGUGACCGACGAGUGGAAGGUUGCCAUGAGAUGAGCGUCUCAAUGCUUUCUUACAGAUAUUUUUUAAUAAAGAUUAACUGUUUAUUGAAUUUAAUAAUCAUUCAAAACAAUUAGUUUUUCAAUCACAGGA